CUCCCUUCAGCAGUUUAAUUACAGCAUUCCUUUGAGCCAAAUCAGAAGUAGAUCUAACACAGGCGUCACUCAUACUGACACUUUCAGGAACUGACUUACAGGCUGUUAUGGUCAGACUUCUACAAGCUGAAAACAUGUUUGUGUGUCACACUGUACUGCGGUGUGUCUGGCUUACUUUAAUUCUGUUAUGGAUCUGGAUCUGGGAGACUGGUUGUGACAUUUUCUAUGAAACCCAGGAGGAGGAGGUUUUCCAUUCUGACAAACAGACCACACUGAGAUGGAGUUCUGACCCACCCACAGAAUGGGAAGACAUCCAGCUGAGACUGGGUACAAUGAGUAUGGUGCCUGUGCUCCAAGCUUGUAAAGGAAGCAGAAAAAGAACAGUUUUAAGCCAGUGGAUGGAGCGUAGAGAUGCCCACCAUCUACUGAUGGAUAUUGCAUUUGCCCAAGAAGAGGAGCCAUCUGGUCAGCUCAGUCCACUACAAGUUCACUUUUUUGACUCAGACACACCCAUUGCAAGGUUUCAAAAUAGUGAGAAAGUCCUGGACCUCCAGACCUCUAAGCCAUUUGCUAACACAGUCCCACCAAACCAAAUAUCCAGCUACCUGAACCACAGCCUGGCUCUGAGCCUGGGCUCUGCCAGCCUCAGAGGCUUCCAUCUUGCCUUCUCCUACUCAGGAACAUGUGUGCUGAUAACAUCUAUCAGACUGUACUACAGGAGGUGUCCUGACAUUAUGGCUCACCUGACCUUGUUUAAGGGGACAGGGGCCGGGUCGGGUCACCUGAAGGGUUCUUGUGUGCAGGGAGCUGUUGAGGUUUCUCCGCCUAUAAGAGAGUGCAGUAUGGAUGGAGUAUGGAGUGCACUGCAGGGGGGAUGUACCUGUGGACCUGGGCAUCAAGUUAUAGAUGACACCUGUCAAGCAUGUAGGAUGGGCUACUACAAACCAGCCAAUGAGAGUGGAGGAUGCCGGCCAUGCCCACCGAAUAGCAAGACACAUGGAGGGGGAUCGGAGAGGUGUGACUGUCUCCAUGGUUUUAGCCGCCUACCAGCUGACCCUAAUGACCUUGGAUGCACCAAGCCACCCUCCGCCCCUGUGAAUCUAACAGUCCGUCAUCAUAAUGACUCUGUGCUGAUAGUUACGUGGGAUCCGCCUCACGACUGGGGAGGCAGACCACAAGUGAAGUAUCGUCUCAAGUGUGAGAAGGAAGCUGAGGUUGGAAGUCGGUGGGGUUUGUGUGGGGAAGAUGUGGCUGUUCUUACGGACUCAGAUGGGCUGAUCAGCACAUCAGUCAGCAUCACGGGACUGAAUCCGCAUCGCGACUACAGACUGUCAGUGCAAGCCUGGAAUGAUAUAUCCACCCUGCAGGGGGCGCCACCAACAUCCACUGCCACUGUUACUAUUCAUAGAUGGAAAGUUCCUCCUGUGGUGACCGUGACUCCAGCCUUAAACAUCUCACACCAUGAAGCACUACCAGCUCCUCAGAGCCAAGGUCGAUUUGCAGCAUGGCUAACAGUUGGUGUUUUAUUUGGCAGCCUGCUACUCAUGGCUGUAAUCCCGAUUGCUAUGUGUUUCCUGCGACCCAAAUAUUCCAUACUCAGGUCUGACCGGGGUCUUUUGCCAAUGACCGUUGAAUUUUCCUACCGACGUCCACAGGAGUUGGAGACUUCAUCCCAGCAGACCAGUGAGACAGAAGGUGUGGCCCAGUUGUUGGAGGGACUCAGUGGCAGGCUGCUGGCCAGUCUUAAGGACAUCCUGGUAGAGAGAAACAAGCUCACCCUGGGAAAGGAGCUUGGCAGAGGAGAGUUUGGCUCAGUCUAUGAAGGGGUCUUUACCACAAAUGAAGAGGUGCACAUCAAGGUGGCUGUGAAGACCAUGAGAGUUGGAAUCCACAGCCAGGCAGACUUACAUGAGUUUUUGAGCGAGGCAGAGAUCAUGCAGAACUUUGAUCAUGAAAAUGUGGUCAGGUUGCUUGGGGUCACUUUUCAGAGAGAGCAGGAGUCUCCUGUGCCUGUUCCUUUGGUCAUCCUACCCUACAUGAAACAUGGAGACCUGCGCCGCUUCCUCAUUGAUACUCGUUAUGGUGAUGUUCCUAUGUUUGUACCCGAUCAGAGUCUCCUGCGCUUCAUGAUUGAUAUUGCAGCAGGGAUGGACUACCUGAGCACACGGGGGUUCCUGCAUAGAGACCUGGCUGCACGCAACUGCAUGUUGGGUGAUGACCUAAGGGUUUGUGUGGCUGACUUUGGUCUGUCCAAGAAAAUCUACAGCAGCAAUUAUUAUCGUCAGAGAGUAACUAUCCGUGUGCCAAUCAAGUGGAUGGCCAUAGAGAGCCUGUCUGAGUCUGUCUACACCACCAAAAGCGAUGUUUGGUCAUUCGGGGUAACCAUGUGGGAGAUUGCAUCGCGGGGAAGGACCCCUUAUCCAGGAGUUCACAACCACGAGGUACUGGACCUGUUACAGUUGGGAAAAAGGCUCAAACCACCUGAGGACUGUGACCACAAACUUUAUGAAAUCAUGCUCAGCUGCUGGGAUAAGGAGCCAACCCGCAGGCCUGGCUUCAGGGAACUGGGCGAGACACUGAAAGGUCUUCUGUCGGAGCUUCCUGUGCUGGAGGCCAGCCAGGAGGCCAGCUACAUCAACCAAGUCCUGGAAGUUUCUGCUACUGUGGCUGCCUCUCAGGAUCCACAGACAGACUCUGAGGGAAGACUGAAAAAUGUCUACUUGCCUACUCCUGUGGGUGCUGCUGCAGCCAGAGAUGUGGAUGUGGAAGUAGAGGAUGGGUACCUUAGAUUUAUUAGAGGCUCAGUAGUUAAGGAGGAUAAUCAUUAAAAAAAAAAGACAGUUUUUAUUUGUUACAAGAUAUAAGAGGACCUCUUAUAAACCGUGUGUGUGUCAGAGAGAGAGACAGAGAUGUUUUGUAUUUAGAAGCCACCCUUUGCUAAAUAGGAGUUAAUGAAGAGCAAGAGGACAUAAAGUAAAACAUUUUACUGAAUACUGCACUAUGUAAAAAUAUAUAUGACGUAUUACUGGAAAAUACUGUUACAAGUAAAGGCCAAUAUUCCACAGGCUACAAUCUGUCCAUUUAUGUCAGAAAAGGGGGAAAACCAGAAAUAUAUUCAAAUUCUUUGAGAUCAAAACUAUGAAAAUUUAAAUAAUUGGAUAAGUCAAUCAAUGGAUAGGUCAAAGUUUUAUGUUGUGAUGUCACAAUUACUAUAAUUAUGCGGUAAAUCAAAAUGUUAAGAUAAUUCAAAACUCUAACGUAAUUUUCAUUCAAAAAAACCAAAACCAAAACAUUUUAACUCAAGUAUCCCAAGUGCAAUGUUAAUUUUGACACAGUAUCUCAUAAUGUUGACCAACCAAUCUUUUGUGUCAUUGCCAACAUUUUGUUUUUCUGCCAUAAAUGAUAUUUAGCUGGACUGUUGAGUGAAUGUGAAGAUUGAUUCAAAUUCAAGAAAUAUAUAUGUAUGUAAAUAUGUAAAUAUGCAGCAAAUUCACACUACAGCCACAGCAAUAAUCACAAAAGUCCUUAUUAGGUCUACCAUUUCAAGUAGUUGCACUCUGAGUUCCCAGGUAUCCUAACACUUUGUCAAACUUUGCUGUAAGAAGGUCUUUCUGACACUUAAUACCAAAUCUUGUAAAUGUACAGUGUUCUUAUGUGAUCUUAAUGAUUCAGGGAUACACCCCAGCAGAGAUAACAUUGGAUUAGAUUAGAUUAAUUAUCACACUAACCUCAGUACAUACAGUUUGCCAAAACCGCUGAAUCUUUUCACAUUUCCAGAAGCAGUGAAAUCUUGUACCUAAAAUAGUCUUACAUUUUGGGCAGUUUGGAGAAGCUCCUGUUGUAUAUUGACUGUACUUAUAUGGAGAUAUAUAGACAUUUUGUAAGAUAUUAUACUGCAUUUCUCAGAAUCUGUUACAUAUGGAUAUUUUUGAAGAUAAAAGUAAGAUUUCCUCCCAUG
Molecule: messenger RNA, 3958 nt
Organism: Scatophagus argus
Lineage: Eukaryota; Metazoa; Chordata; Actinopteri; Scatophagidae
Product: tyrosine-protein kinase receptor UFO
Exons: 15
Coding region: 108-2828 (906 amino acids)
Biological process (GO): cell migration; phagocytosis; positive regulation of kinase activity
Cellular component (GO): plasma membrane; signaling receptor complex
Molecular function (GO): protein binding; ATP binding; ephrin receptor activity
Source: RefSeq, a predicted model, not a curated record